Molecule: messenger RNA, 731 nt
Organism: Leptomonas pyrrhocoris
Lineage: Eukaryota; Euglenozoa; Kinetoplastea; Trypanosomatida; Trypanosomatidae
Exons: 1
Coding region: 84-731 (215 amino acids)
Source: RefSeq, a predicted model, not a curated record
GCAGCUUCUUGCCCUUUGUGGCGCAUACAUAUUUCUUUCCGCACUAUAGUUUCUUCAUCAGCGCCUCUCCCGGCACUUUCACGAUGCCCCUCAAAAAGAAAGAGGAGGUGUGCGGCAAGCCCAAUCAGUACAACCUGCAGACGCUGGAGUACGACUGGAAGGAGCUACCCGACACGCACAUUCAGCUCCCUCCGCAGCAGCCCCGCAUCCGCGAUUACUCCCUUGCGCCGGUGCCCGCCGCAGCGCCGCCAAAGCUGAACCCCAUCACCCACCAGCCGCUCCCGAACCCUGCUGCGGGCCCCUCCUACACGCCGCUGCCCUCCCCGUCCAAACCUGCGCAGGAGGAGGUCAACCGCCGCACCCCGCAAGGCCGCUACGGCAACAACAAUAGAAAGGAUCACGUAGCCGAAUUGCUUGGAGACGGCGGUGCCUCUCCGGCGUACAACGCCCCUGCGCGUCCAUCGCCAUCACCGCUACUGCCUGUGCCGCCGCAGCAGUUUGCGCCUGCGCCUGCACCUCCACCAGUCUACCCCUACGAUGUUGGGGAAUUCGAUCUGCAGCAGGCACCGAGUCGCUCGCCACCUCCCAAAUUGAAGGCGUACGGCCUUGAAGAUGUCGCCGUGCCUCCGUAUCGGAACGACGGCUAUGCGGUGAUCCAGUGGUCGCAUGACGACCUACGACGCGUCGGCACCUCCAACGCACUCGAGGCCCAACGCUCCUACCUGCGAUGA